Messenger RNA from Enterobius vermicularis (human pinworm), 636 nucleotides. The record is from the annotation of a GenBank genome assembly. Lineage: Eukaryota; Metazoa; Nematoda; Chromadorea; Rhabditida; Oxyuridae.
AUGUUACCAGUUGAAUCACGGCUGCUAAGGAACUGUUACCGAUAUAAACCUGGAGAUCCUGGUGGUAAAAAGGAAGAGUUCCUGGACGAGUAUGUGAUUGUGGGUAAAUUGGGUUCUGGUGGUCUUGGUGUUGUUUACGAUGCAGUUCGAUUUUGUGAUAGGGAACAAGUUGCUGUCAAAUUAGUUGACUCAGUGACUGCCCAGAUGGAUGAAUGGAUGGCAGAACCUUACCCAUACGAAGUUGAAGCUCUUCGAAGACUAGUUGGCGUACCUGGUGUUGUGCAGUAUUAUGACUAUUUUAUUAAAAAAGGACCUAAAGGUGAGGAUACUUUAGUUGUGGUCAUGGAAAAAGUAAAGGAUUCAGAAUGUUUGUCAGAAUUCACUGAGAAAUGUGGCGAGAUCCCAGAAUAUGCACUAAAGUUGAUAUUUAAGCAGCUGCAAUUAUCACAAGUUGAAAGAGGGGAGUGCCAUGUCAUUUAUUCGGUUCCAUAUCUCAUCUGCCAUCAUUUUGACGCCACGUUAGUCGUAAGUUUUAGGAAGGAGGUUUGCUCGCGUAUGAAUUUUAACCUAGAUGGUCCAGUUAAAAAUAAGGGGUUCCGGUUAGUGUCAGAUGUUAUACUCCCCGUUGAGGCCUAG